AUGCUGGCAGCACAAACACCAAUACCACAACGAAACGGUUCGCUGCUCAGCUUAGUUUCACAAUUCAACCCGGAGAAGGUGGCAACGGCUGUUGGGGAAGGGCUCCACCAGCACAAUACCGCAGCACACUGCGCAAUCGCUGGCCGACGAUUGUCGCAUCAAUUCGCUCGAGCCCCCGGCGCACGGCGAACGCCAAACACUUGGCUCUGGGACGACUCGCGGCCGGUGUCGCGAGGCAGGCCGCCCUCUCAACGGCCUCCCCCCGCCCAUGCCGCACAACGGGCACCGACAAAGGAUAGAAAAGACAGAAGAAGAGCUGGCGCUGGACAAGGGCAGAGAUGGACAGAAGAACUGGGGCUGGAACAGAUAGAAAAUGAUAGCAAGAGAUAG
This is a messenger RNA of Ostreobium quekettii, 390 nucleotides long. The record is from the annotation of a GenBank genome assembly. Lineage: Eukaryota; Viridiplantae; Chlorophyta; Ulvophyceae; Bryopsidales; Ostreobiaceae.